GCUGAAGAAAACCUGGGCAUGGUGAUGAUCUUCACUCUGGUGACAGCCAUUCAGGAAAAGCUGAAUGAAAUCGUGGAUGAGAUGAAAAACAGGAGAGAAGAGGAGAAACGUCAGAAAGAGAGGGAGGCAGAAGAAGCAGAGAAGGUAGCAUUCCAAGGAACAGUGGUGACUAUCGAGAACUUCCUGGCGUGGAAAGCCAAGUUUGAGCAGGAGAUGGCCGAGCUGAGGAGGAAAAGGCUGAAAGAGGAGGAGCAGUCUGGAAAACCCAAACUCACAGGUAAACAGCUGUUUGAGAGGGAUCAUAACCUGGACACAUCAGAUAUUCAGUUUCUGGAAGAUGCUGGAAACAGUGUUGAAGUAGACGAGUCACUCUUCCAGGACAUUGAGGACUUGGACUUGGAUGAGGACGACCCRGACUUUGACCCUUUAGAGAUGGGCAGCGAUGAAGACUGAAGCAGUACAACUCUGGACUUUAAAAACUCAAACACACACACACACAAACCUGGCUCUACUCCUUCAUAUGAUCAGUCCAUUUUAAAGACUUGARAUAAUAUUUAAAGGGGAGUCGUAUUAUAUACAAGUCCUGCCAUAAGUGUGAUUAAAUGCCUACAAAUAUAGAUUGUCCAAAGUCUGUCUUAAGCUUUUGUGCUGUAGAACUCCAAAAGGACCGUCUUACCUGAAGAYGGCGGUAAAAGAUGAAGUUUAGUCUGAAAAUCAGUUUUUUUCUCUUGGUCUCCUUUCUAAACACUGACUGAUGGAAGUCUAAUUUCUUAAAGUGUUUAUGAGAAGACAGAAGACUACAGGAUGAUCUGUUAACUGGAUUACAGGGUAUCCGCGGGUCCUUAAAAAGUCUUAAAUUUACAUAUCUAAAAUUAAGGCCUUAAAACAUCUUAAAUUUGAUAAAAAAGUGUGCAAGUUGGUCUUAAGUUUGUUACUCAAAGUUCUUAAAUUUUAUCGGGCAGAAGUGAUUAAAGUUCUCCAUCUCCCCCA
This is a messenger RNA of Austrofundulus limnaeus, 990 nucleotides long. It is a transcript of the gene rwdd1, whose product is annotated as RWD domain containing 1. The record is from RefSeq and is a predicted model, not a curated record. NCBI's taxonomy places the organism in Eukaryota, Metazoa, Chordata, Actinopteri, Cyprinodontiformes, Rivulidae. Gene Ontology annotation, molecular function: protein binding.